Ophidiomyces ophidiicola is the source of this 663-nucleotide messenger RNA. RefSeq lists its product as uncharacterized. Lineage: Eukaryota; Fungi; Ascomycota; Eurotiomycetes; Onygenales; Onygenaceae. Gene Ontology annotation, molecular function: acyltransferase activity, transferring groups other than amino-acyl groups. The transcript has a single exon. The record is from RefSeq and is a predicted model, not a curated record. Bases 1 to 663 code for a protein of 220 amino acids.
AUGCCACCCGGACCUCAAUAUGAAUUUCGUCUGCUGCCACCGCCCGGGAAAGAAAUUCGCCGGCCGACGCCGUCUGACCCCGCCCCGUCCUGCAAUCCACCCUUAUUCAACGAUGCGAUGAGUGUGCGCACCACAGUAUUUAUCGAAGAACAAGGAUGCUCUGCAGAAUCCGAGCUCGAUGAAGACGACCCUCGCAGCUGGCAUUGGGUCAUGUAUGACACGCAAUCGGACCAAAAGGUCCCCAUCGGAGUCAUACGGCUUGUGCCGCCACCUCAUCCGCCACAUGAGACCCUCUUGGGCAACGGAGGUGAAGACGAAACCCGCCCAAGCGCAGGAGAACACAACACGCACACGGAGCCAUAUGUGAAAUUGACAAGAGUUGGACUAUUGCCAGGCUAUCGAGGCAAGGGUCUCAGCCGCCAGCUGAUGGAUGUUUCCUUGAACUGGGCGAUAGACCACCCGGAAGAUGUGGUCUCUGCGCUGGGUAAAGACGCGGAACCUUGGACUGGACUUGCCCUGGUCCACGCGCAGGUCCAGGUGGAAGCAUUGUACGCACGGAUGGGGUUUGUGACGGAUAAGAGUAUGGGGGUGUGGGACGAGGAGGGAAUCUCUCACGUCGGGAUGUGGAAGAGAUUGGAUUUAUCGCAAAAGACGGGUUCUUGA